Molecule: messenger RNA, 871 nt
Organism: Phalaenopsis equestris
Lineage: Eukaryota; Viridiplantae; Streptophyta; Magnoliopsida; Asparagales; Orchidaceae
Product: probable isoaspartyl peptidase/L-asparaginase 2
Molecular function (GO): hydrolase activity
Source: RefSeq, a predicted model, not a curated record
CAUCUUUCUCCCAGCAACAGCAAAUCUCAGCCAUCCAAUCACAAAAGAAGGAAUGGGUGGCUGGGCUAUAGUGGUACACGGCGGCGCCGGCGUCGACCCGAGAUUGCCGGAGGAACGUCAGGCGGCGGCGAAGCGUAUUUUGGCUCGGUGCCUUGAGAUAGGCGCUGCGGCGCUGAGCGCCGGAGCAGCGGCCGUCGACGUGGUUGAAAUGGUGGUGAGGGAAUUGGAGACGGACCCGUUCUUCAAUUCGGGCCGCGGGUCGGCCCUGACUGCCCGAGGGACGGUGGAAAUGGAGGCGAGUAUAAUGGACGGUCGUGAUCGACGAUGCGGGGCCGUGUCGGGAAUCACGACCGUUAAAAAUCCCAUUACGCUCGCUCGCCGGGUUAUGGACUUCUCACCGCACUCUUGCCAGGCCAUUCAUGGCGCCGAGGAGUGUGCCGUCGAGCAGGGCGUGGAAUUAUUGGAAAACGACUACUUCAUAACCGACCAAAACCUGGCCAUGCUUAAACUCGCCAAAGAAGCAAAUGCAAUCUUGGUGGCGGCGGUUAUGGAAUAUAAAGGCUUGGGUUUGCAGGCGGCGAUUGAUUACGUGAUUAAGGAGAGAUUAGAUGGGGGUAAAGCUGGGAUUAUAGCUGUGGGUAAAGAUGGGGAGGUGGGUUACGGCUUUAAUUCUAAUGGAAUGUUUAGGGGAUGUGCUACUGAGGAUGGGUUUAUGGAAGUGGGGAUUUGGGAGUGAUUUGAUUAAGUAAUUAAUGAGUUUGUUAAUUACUUUUAUGGCGGUGAGAAUUGGUGGAAUAAGUUGUUAAUGACUUGUGUUAAUUACUAAAAAUCUCAAUGCGUUAAUCAAUAAAAUGGCUCUUCUGUUUGUUUA